Westerdykella ornata is the source of this 629-nucleotide messenger RNA. RefSeq lists its product as uncharacterized. Gene Ontology annotation, biological process: mitochondrial respiratory chain complex I assembly. The coding region runs from base 33 to 629 and encodes 198 amino acids. Lineage: Eukaryota; Fungi; Ascomycota; Dothideomycetes; Pleosporales; Sporormiaceae. The record is from RefSeq and is a predicted model, not a curated record. The transcript is spliced from 4 exons.
CCAGAAGCAACCCCAUAACCCCGCCGCCCACCAUGGCCAAACCACCGGAGCAUUUCCAUCCGCACGACACUCUCGCGAACACGGCGCGCACGACGCUGCAGACGGGUAUAGGCGGCGCCUUCAUGGCGGGUGCCGAGAAUGCCCUACGAAAGCAGAACGUCGGUGCCAUGGGCAUCAUCACCCGGUCGGGCGGCAUCAUCGCCCUGUUUGCCGGUGUGGGAGCCACAUAUCAAUUCACGCGCGAUUCGGCAGCCAACCUCCGGCAGGUGGACGACACAUAUAACGAGGCAAUUGCCGGCUUUCUAGCUGGCCUGGCAUUGGGUCUGCCGAAGAGGAGUAUUGCCGUCAUGCUCGGAGCUGGUGCUCUGACGUCCAUCACAAUGGCUGGAUUUCAUUACACAGGUGGUUUCAGGGGCUAUAAGAAGGACUUGGUGCACGCUCCUGGAGAAGAUGAUGUCGACGUGAAGGAGAAGAACAAAGCGGAAUAUCGCCGACCCAUUUCCGAAAUCAUUUCUGAUCUGGGUGAAGGACGAGGCAUUUAUGCACCCGGUUACGAGGAAAGGAGGCGCCAACGGUUACUGGCCAAAUACGGUAUCGAUGUGGGCGAAGCACAAGGCUCGAGAGCUUGA